Molecule: messenger RNA, 852 nt
Organism: Recurvomyces mirabilis
Lineage: Eukaryota; Fungi; Ascomycota; Dothideomycetes; Mycosphaerellales; Teratosphaeriaceae
Gene: NEP1
Product: 18S rRNA pseudouridine methyltransferase
Exons: 2
Coding region: 1-852 (283 amino acids)
Biological process (GO): rRNA base methylation
Cellular component (GO): nucleolus; small-subunit processome
Molecular function (GO): rRNA binding; rRNA (pseudouridine) methyltransferase activity
Source: RefSeq, a predicted model, not a curated record
AUGUCAGGCAUGGAAGAAAAGCCAGACGAAAAGGCCGAGAAGACGGUCCUCGACGCCGCGAAUGGCACCGAGUACAUUGGCAGACGUCCAUCGUCGAGUGGAACGCAAACACAAUCCCUCCCACCUCCCGCACUACCGCAGCUCGUGGCCGAACAAGCGAACCCGAUACCGUCGAGCGACAAGGACACGAAGAGGUUGAUUGUGGUGCUCUCGAAUGCGAGUCUCGAGACGUACAAGGCAUCGCACGGCGGGACAGCACGCAAUGGCAAGCCGGAGAACGCCAAGUACUCUCUACUCAACAGCGACGAGCAUAUAGGGGUCAUGCGCAAGAUGAACAGGGAUAUCAGCGAUGCCCGACCGGACAUCACCCACCAGUGUCUCCUCACCCUCCUCGACUCGCCCGUCAACAAGGCCGGCAAACUCCAGAUCUACAUCCACACUGCCAAGGGUGUUCUCAUCGAGGUCAGCCCCACCGUACGCAUCCCACGUACCUUCAAGCGCUUCGCAGGUCUCAUGGUGCAACUUCUGCAUAAUCUCUCUAUCCGCUCCACCACUUCACCCGAGAAGCUCCUCAAAGUCAUUCGCAAUCCAAUAACGGACCACUUGCCGCCUAACUGUCGCAAGGUCACACUCUCCUUCGACGCCGAGGUUGUGCGUGUCAGGGACUACAUUCAGGAUCUUGGUCCCAAGGAGAGUGUUUGUGUCUUUGUUGGUGCCAUGGCCAAGGGAGCUGAUACUUUCGCCGAUCAGUUCAAGGACGACUCGAUCAGUAUCAGUAACUACAGCUUAUCUGCCAGUGUGGCAUGCAGCAAGUUCUGUCAUGCUGCUGAGGAUGUUUGGGACAUCAUUUAG